Messenger RNA from Aspergillus ibericus CBS 121593, 2707 nucleotides. RefSeq names its product RING-type E3 ubiquitin transferase MAG2. Bases 247 to 2478 code for a protein of 743 amino acids. Gene Ontology annotation, molecular function: transcription cis-regulatory region binding; metal ion binding. Lineage: Eukaryota; Fungi; Ascomycota; Eurotiomycetes; Eurotiales; Aspergillaceae. Gene Ontology annotation, biological process: positive regulation of transcription by RNA polymerase II. The record is from RefSeq and is a predicted model, not a curated record. The transcript is spliced from 2 exons.
UUUCUUUUCUCGAUAGGGGAGGCUUCAGGGUUCUGGUGCUUCUCCUCCCCUAGUGCUGCCCUCGAGGGUUAUCUGGCCCUUUUCUCGUACGCGUUUAGUCUUUUUUGAUCCAAUUCCAAUCCUCAACUCCGUCAGUUGGAGGCUGUACCUGCAUCUCGAGUCACCUCCGCAUUACCAGUAACUGCUUUUCUGCCCCCGCCAUAGGAAGGUACUUUCACGCCUUCACCUGGAAAAGCAGAAAGAAUAAUGUCGGGAAAUCCUAGUCAGGUUCCUACCACUUCUAUGAAAGCGGUGAAUAUUCCGAGCCAGCCAGUCUCUGCGACUUUCACUUCCUCUUCAUUUGAUAGCGGCUCUCCGCGUUCUCAGCGGCGCCCGGGAGGUUCUGGCAGUUUUGGAGCCGGGUUAACAUCUCAGGCUAGAAACUCGGGCUCUCCUAGGAACAACCAGGCUCUCAAGAGUCAGCACAGACGACAGAGGCGUCCCCGAUUGUUAGAUGAUGAUGAUUAUAGCGAAUCGGCCAUCAUGAGAUCUACAACCAGUCGCAAGGGACAGACGUCCAUCACCCAUCUAAUGAACUUCUCUCUACCGCCUCGUCCUCAGUACAAUCCUCCACCCCGCAAUAAUCGCCGCUAUACAUCUUGGGGUCCAGGCUCGGGCUAUCAUGCAAUGGAUAAAUCCCGCUACGUUCAUGCGAACUAUCGCUUUAUCGUGGCACCCAACCGCAACUACCAUGCACAAGCGGCCAAUGCUGAUGUCCACCUAGAUUGGGAUUCGGUUCUUCAGGUCUUGGUAUCGGCUCAAACGCAGUCCGCUAGUUGCCCCAUAUGUUUGUCCACUCCGGUAGCGCCACGAAUGGCUCGCUGUGGUCAUAUCUUCUGUCUUUCUUGUCUGAUCCGCUACAUGCAUUCGACCGAUGAAGAGAAUCCGGUACCGGAGAAAAAACCGCGGUGGAAGAAGUGCCCGAUCUGUUGGGAUUCCAUCUACGUCUCCGAGACGCGACCUGUGCGAUGGUUUCGUGGUCAGGAGGGCGAUCUCCCGUUUGAGGGAGGCGAUGUAGUCCUAAGGCUAGUAAAAAGAGAACCCGGGAGCACUCUAGCGUUGCCUCGGGAUGGGGCCGAGGACAUAGCGCCAGAGGAGGAUGUUCCGUGGUAUCAUGCUGCAGAAGUAGCUGACUACGCGCGCAUAAUGAAAGGGGGCGAGGACUAUAUGAAAGCCCAGUACGACAUCGAGAUCGAAGAGCUUCGCAGGCAGGAGCUUGAAGAUGAACUUCUAUUCGGAGAUGAUACCACUUGGACUCAGAAGGCGGUCGCUGCGAUUCGCGACGCCAAAACUAAGAUCGAAGGUAUUGGGAAUCCGCCGGACAUUACGCGACAGCCAGUCCAGACCAAAAAGCCAAAGGAGCCCAUCGCAUUACAGUCCCCGCCAGAGGGAGUUGCUGCCAUUUAUGAAUCGCAGCAUGCAACCAAGUCAGGUCAAAGUUCGUCUGCGGAGUCCAUCCCCGCGUCAGAUACUGGCCCUGGUUCAGCCUCGACACCGGGUACAUCGAAUGGCCUGGAUCGUACAACCGAGGCCUUGGGCCAGGUUGACUUGAAUUCGACUUCUGGGUCUAAGAAGAAACAGAGAGAUCCUGGGCACGGCCGAAACAACGUGCCCUCAACGCGGGGCCCUCAUACAUCUGACCAUUCAUUCUUUUUUUAUCAAGCCCUGCCUCAGUUCUAUCUUUCGCCCUUAGACAUCCGCAUCUUAAAGGCUGCAUUUGGUGACUAUUCAUCAUUUCCUGCCACCAUUCUUCCGAGGGUCGAACGCAUCUCGACCGGUCAUAUCGUUGACGAGGAGCUGCGCAAAAGAGUGAAAUAUCUCAGCCAUCUUCCGCAAGGUUGCGAGGUGAAUUUCCUCGAGUGUGACUGGAGGGAUGUUGUCGUCCCGGAGGUCCUGGAGACUUUCAAGUCGGAAACUGAAAGAAGACGGAAACGUAAUAAGGAGAAAGAGGCGCGGGAAGAGAAGGAUCGGAUCCGGGCUGAGAAGAAAGAAGACGAAGAGCGUUGGGCAGCAGCGCGCCGGAAGAGGCCCAGUAUUGACACCAUCAAUGACCCUCCCUUCUCCGACCGCGAUUUCCAGCCGUUGGCGGGCGCCACUGGCGAGCCACCUGGUUUGGAUAUAGAGUCUUCAUCUGCAUCUCCUCCUCAGCCGUCCCAUUUUGGCGCUCUGGCAUCCACCUCUACGAGUCCCCCUGGAUCACGGACCGUGUGGGGAACAACCGCCGUGCCGGCUCUUUCGGCUCCGUCGGGCUCACAACCAGGCCCUGCUGAUGGCUGGCUUCAAGGCUGGGAGGAGGAGCUGUGGGCCCAGCAAGAGAGAGAACUGAUGGCUCAAAGUGCUGCCGAGGCGAGCAACCCCACUCCUUCUGCUUCUGGCGGGAAAAAGAAAAAGAACAAGAAAAUCACGCUCAUGGCGACCAAUAUCCAGCGAGGCGCUUAGCCAGGCGCAGACGCAUUAACUGCUUUGCUUUUGGCAAGCAUUAUCUGACGCGCUCCGGGUCUUUCGUCUUCUUUUCAACCAUACUUACGAGCAUUAUGUUAUAAUCAUUUCAGGGAGGUGCUUGCAGAUACACUUUGAAAGGAGCAUGGGUAAGGAGUCGAAGUGUUCUACGAAAUCUGAUGGCCAUAUAUGUGUACGAAUUAUUAUUACUAGAAACUGACGGAGAUUC